This is a messenger RNA of Nicrophorus vespilloides, 1370 nucleotides long. RefSeq names its product WW domain-containing oxidoreductase (gene Wwox). NCBI's taxonomy places the organism in Eukaryota, Metazoa, Arthropoda, Insecta, Coleoptera, Silphidae. Gene Ontology annotation, molecular function: protein binding. The record is from RefSeq and is a predicted model, not a curated record. The transcript has 3 exons. The coding region runs from base 115 to 1359 and encodes 414 amino acids.
UCACAUUCCUUCUAUCAUUAAAAUUAUACAUCCAAAUGAUCUAGCAAUUGAAUAAUGUUGUUUUAUAUGUUUUACCAAUAAAAUAUUCGAUAUAUAUUUCAUUAGUGGUAGAAGAUGAAUGUACCAGAUAGUGAUAGUGAGGAUGAAUUGCCUCCAGGCUGGGAGGAGAGGGUUACAAUGGAUGGUAGUGUUUUUUAUGCAAACCAUUUGACAAAGUUAACGCAAUGGACACACCCACGGACAGGCAAGAAGAAGCUGGUGAGUGGAGAGCUUCCUUACGGAUGGGAGAGGUGUGUGGACAAGAAUACGGGUAAAGUGAUCUAUGUUGAUCAUGAUAAUAAAAGAACCACAUACACAGAUCCAAGAUUGGCAUUUGCUGUUGAGGAGAAAGAUCAUGCAAAUGAUUACAGGCAGAGAUUCGAUGCCAGUAGUACAGCUUUACAAGUUUUACAUGGAAGGGAUCUGACGAAUAAGGUGGCAUUAAUAACUGGUGCCAAUAGUGGAAUUGGUUUUGAAACUGCUAGAGCACUUGCGAAGCAUGGAUGUACAGUGAUUUUUGCAUGCAGGAAUAUGCUGUCGGCUCAGGAAUGCGUUUACAAGAUCGUAGCGGAGAAAGGGUCGGCUCGUUGCGAAAUUGUCCAUUUGGAUUUAAAGUCUUUGGAGUCGGUCAAGGAAUGCGUGAAAGAUGUGAAGAAUAACUUCAAGAAAAUCGAUAUGGUUAUCUUGAAUGCUGGCGUCUGCGGAAUACCGUACAGCAAAACCGGAGACGGUUUCGAAACCACAUUCCAAGUCAACUACCUGGGACACUUCUAUUUAGCGCUGCUUCUUCGUCCUUUGGUUCCAGUUGGCGGUAGAUUCGUCGUCGUAUCUUCUGAAUCGCACAGAUUCGCUGAUUUAACUACUGAGACUAUAUCACCGGGAACGUUGUCCGUCGAAUCGAAAAAUUAUUGGGGAAUGUUGGUCUACAAUAACUCGAAACUGUGCAACGUCCUGUUUGCUCGUCUCUUCGCGAAGAAACUUCAGGACUCUGGUAUAUCCGUGUUCAGUCUGCAUCCGGGAAACAUGGUUUAUUCCAAAUUGUGUAACUCGUGGUGGUUCUACAAAUUGAUAUUCUAUAUCUCAAGACCAUUCACCAAAUCCUUGCUGCAAGCUGCAAGUACUUCAGUAUUUUGUGCCACAGCUCAAGAGCUUAAUGGAACGACCGGAGUUUACUUCAAUAAUUGCUACAGGUGUCAAGAGAGUUCAGCGGCUCAAGAUGAUGAACUUGCUGAAAACCUAUGGGAUAUCAGCUGCGACAUGGUGCGACAAGUUUUGGGUCCAGACGCUGAGGCCUUAUCUACACCAGAGUCCCCAUUGUGAUAUCACACAUU